Molecule: messenger RNA, 4929 nt
Organism: Pimephales promelas (fathead minnow)
Lineage: Eukaryota; Metazoa; Chordata; Actinopteri; Cypriniformes; Leuciscidae
Gene: alpl
Product: alkaline phosphatase, biomineralization associated
Biological process (GO): dephosphorylation
Cellular component (GO): plasma membrane
Molecular function (GO): alkaline phosphatase activity
Source: RefSeq, a predicted model, not a curated record
CUUCUUCAACUCAAAUGGCUCCUAUCAACAGGAGGAGCUCGCGCUUCAGAUAGCGCUAUUAUUAAUAGUGGACUACUAACCAGGGGUCUCUCUCUCUCUCUCUCUCCCUCUCUCUCUCUCUCUCUCUCUUUCUUUGGCUGCCUGUCGCGUUGUGUAGCGUUAUAAAAGCCCGACUAGAGAACUGUGAACGUGAGUCCUGUGCUGCUGAAACCGCAGACGUACACGGAUACAUACAGCGCACGAGCACAGGGAUUUUAGAGUCUUCUGAGAUCCUUGGAACGCGAGUUUUUCUGCAAACGGUGACAAAAUGAAGGUCGCUGCACUUCUUAUCCUCGGUUGCCUGGUUUGGGAAGGUUUGGCAAAGCCUCAGUUUCCAGAACAAGAGAAAGACCCUGAUUUCUGGAAGGGUUGGGCUCAGCGCACACUGAAAAAUGCUUUGGACCUCCAAGAGCUCAACAAGAACGUUGCCAAGAACGUCAUCCUUUUUCUUGGUGAUGGUAUGGGUGUAUCUACGGUCACAGCAGCACGGAUUCUAAAAGGUCAAAUGAGUGGACAGAGUGGUGAGGAAACACAACUGGAGAUGGACAAAUUCCCCUAUGUUGCCCUCUCUAAGACAUAUAACACCGAUGCUCAGGUACCAGACAGUGCAGGCACUGCCACGGCAUAUCUGUGUGGGGUCAAAGCCAACGAGGGAACGGUUGGAGUGAGCGCGGCAUCUGUAAAAUCCCAGUGCAACACCACUCAGGGGAACGAGGUCACCUCCAUUCUUAAAUGGGCCAAAGAGUCGGGCAAAUCAGUGGGAAUCGUCACAACAACACGAGUGAAUCAUGCCACACCGAGUGCCUCGUAUGCCCACUGUGUAGAUCGGGACUGGUAUUCAGACGGGGAGAUGCCAGCGGAAGCGCUGCAGAGUGGAUGCAAAGACAUUGCCAGACAACUCUUUGAAAAUAUCCCUGACAUUAAUGUAAUUAUGGGGGGUGGGCGGAAAUAUAUGUACCCCAAAAACACACCAGAUGUGGAAUACCCAGGAGACAAGAAACACAACGGUACACGCAAAGAUGGCAGAAACCUUGUGGGGGAGUGGAUUGACAGAAUGAAGGAUAAGAGAGGUUACUAUGUUUGGAACAAGAAGGAUCUCCUUUCCCUGAAUCCAAAUAAUGUGGAUUAUUUGUUGGGUCUCUUUGAGCCAGCAGACCUGUCCUAUGAGCUUGAGAGAAACCAAGAAACUGACCCUUCCCUCACGGAGAUGGUAGACGUGGCCAUUAAGAUCCUGAAAAAAAAUGAACGAGGGUUCUACUUGCUGGUGGAAGGUGGGCGCAUUGACCACGGACACCAUGAGGGCAAAGCGAAGCAGGCCUUACACGAGGCCGUGGAAAUGGAUCGGGCCAUUACUCGAGCUGGCCUCCUCACCAGCGUUUAUGACACAUUAACCGUCGUCACGGCUGAUCACUCUCAUGUCUUCAGCUUUGGAGGCUACACACCUCGGGGAAACUCAAUCUUUGGUUUGGCCCCCAUGUUGAGUGAUAUUGACCAGAAGCCCUUCACAUCCAUUUUGUACGGAAAUGGCCCAGGGUUCAAGUAUGUUAACGGUUCUAGAGAAAAUGUCUCAACUGUGGACUACGAGCAAAACAACUAUCUGGCUCAGUCUGCCGUUCCCUUGCGCUCCGAGACUCAUGGCGGUGAAGACGUGGCCAUCUUCUCCAAAGGCCCCAUGGCUCAUCUUCUUCAUGGAGUCCAGGAGCAGCAUUACAUUCCCCACGUCAUGGCCUACGCCGCGUGCAUCGGCCAAAACAAAGACCACUGCCGUGCAAACUCCGGCUCCUCUUCUCUCAGCCACAUCUCCCCAGUGCUAGCCGUUCUUCUCUCAGUUACAUGGCUUCUGUGCUGACCACUCUUCUUCAGAUCAUCUCUUAUCCUACUGAUUAGACCAAGAGCUGAUUCUCUAAAGUGGAGUUUAUGAUUUUUUUUAUAUGUGAUUCGUUUUUAAAGCAUUUUGUCAACUUCAGGACCAAUGUGUGGGCAUUUUGAAGAGACCAAUAUGAAGAGACUCUGUUGCAAUAAUGGAAACAAAUUGUAAAACGUGGUUAAUUCCUUUUACUGUGAUUCAGUACAGAAGUGCAAAUGUGAGUGUGACAUUGCUGUUCCCUAAAGAACAUUAAUGAAUAAUUUAGAUCAAAUCUGGCCAGCAAAAAUACUUCAGAAGGACGCCAAAAAAAUAUCGCGCUUUCUGUGUCGCAAGGCAACAUGCAGAUUGACCGUCUGUCUGUGGAACGAAUUGUUGUUUACCAAGCUCACAUUACAGCAAUUUAACUCUGAAAUUUUGUGAGGUCUGCUGUCACAUGAGAUCAGUUUUUUCUUGAAAGAAAUUAAUGUUUAUUCAGCAAGGAUGGAUUAAAUUGAUCAAAAGUGUCAUAGAGCGUGGCAAAAAGGGACAAAAAUAUUUAUACUUGAGUAAAAGCUUUUUUACUUUCUAUUCAUCAAAGAAUCCCCAAAAAAGUAUCAUAGUUUCGACUAAAAUAUAAAACAUCACUACUGUUUUCAACAUUGAUAAUAAGAAAUGUUUCAUAAUAGAAACACCACUUUUGGACACUACUUGAUCGUCUCUCGGCGCCCCUAGGAAGUAGAGCACUAUAUAGUGAGCUCACCAGCAUAAUAGAAACACCACUUUCGGACACGACUCGAUCGUCUCUCGGCGCCCCUACCCCCUAUGUAGGGGGUAGGGUGUAGAGCACUAUAUAGUGAGCUCACCAGCAUAAUAGAAACACCACUUUCGGACACUACUCGAUCGUCUCUCGGCGCCCCUAGGAAGUAGAGCACUAUAUAGUGACCUCACCAGCAUAAUAGAAACACCACUUUCGGACACUACUCGAUCGUCUCUUGGUGCCCCUACGCCCUAUGUAGGGGGAUAGGGAGUAGAGUACUAUAUAGUGACCUCACCAGCAUAAUAGAAACACCACUUUCGGACACUACUCGAUCGUUUCUUGGUGCCCCUAGGAAGUAGAGCAAUAUAUAGUGAGCUCACCAGCAUAAUAGAAACACCACUUUCAGACACUAUCGAUCGUCUCUCGGUGCCCCUACCCUAUAGGGGGUAGGGAGUAGAGCACUAUAUAGUGACCUCACCAGCAUAAUGGAAACACCACUUUUGGACACUACUUGAUCGUCUCUCGGCGCCCCUAGGAAGUAGAGCACUAUAUAGUGAGCUCACCAGCAUAAUAGAAACACCACUUUCGGACACGACUCGAUCGUCUCUCGGCGCCCCUACCCCCUAUGUAGGGGGUAGGGUGUAGAGCACUAUAUAGUGAGCUCACCAGCAUAAUAGAAACACCACUUUCGGACACUACUCGAUCGUCUCUCGGCGCCCCUAGGAAGUAGAGCACUAUAUAGUGACCUCACCAGCAUAAUAGAAACACCACUUUCGGACACUACUCGAUCGUCUCUUGGUGCCCCUACCCCCUAUGUAGGGGGAUAGGGAGUAGAGUACUAUAUAGUGACCUCACCAGCAUAAUAGAAACACCACUUUCGGACACUACUCGAUCGUUUCUUGGUGCCCCUAGGAAGUAGAGCAAUAUAUAGUGAGCUCACCAGCAUAAUAGAAACACCACUUUCAGACACUAUCGAUCGUCUCUCGGUGCCCCUACCCUAUAGGGGGUAGGGAGUAGAGCACUAUAUAGUGACCUCACCAGCAUAAUGGAAACACCACUUUUGGACACUACUUGAUCGUCUCUCGGCGCCCCUAGGAAGUAGAGCACUAUAUAGUGAGCUCACCAGCAUAACAGAAACACCACUUUCAGACACUACUCGAUCAUCUCUUGGUGCCCCUACCCCCUAUGUAGGGGGAUAGGGAGUAGAGUACUAUAUAGUGACCUCACCAGCAAUAAUAGAAACACCACUUUCAGACACUACUCGAUCGUCUCUCGGCACCGUCGAUUACGUCAUUGCUGUCGCCCGUCCGUCUUUUCAGCGCAAUGCAUGACGGUAUGUAGGGCUUGGGUUAGUGACCAUCGGUUGUAUACUACUUUUCAAAAUGCAUUCUGGGAUACAUUGAAUGGACUAUAUAGGGUAUAAUAAUCAUCACUAUACAUUCGGACAGCACUACAAAAUGGCGAGCUCACUAUAUAGCCCACUAUAUAGUGAGUAGUGGUAGAUUUUGGACAUAGCCUAUGUCUGUUUAGGAGCUCCAUAUUUUUUUACUGUAUUUUUGAUUAAAUAAAUGCAGCCUUGUUGAUCAUAAGGGACUUUCAAAAACAUUUAAAAAUACCGACCCCAAAUUUUUGAACAGUAGUGUUUGUCAACACUAGAAGAGUUUGACAUUUGUGUAGUGUGAGCUUGGCUUUUAUAGUUACCUGAUAUAGUUACAUAUCAUCAGGUCUAAUGUGAAAAUGACUCGAAGGAUUUUUUUUUUUUUUUUUUCAGCAUUUUAUAAUUUUUUUCCUACAUUUGAAAUCAAAAUACUAUCUACCUCACUGGCAUGUGAUGUCCUGCAUUACAUCCCGCUGUGAAGACCAGUUCAAAAAACUCCAUUAAAAGCAAGUCACUCAUUUUGAGCAACUAUUACAAUUGACAAAGGACUCAAGCCACGUUUUUUUAUAGGAAUCCAUUGUAUGCAAAAAAAAAAAAAAGUACAUUUAAAUCCAUUGGAAAUGCUUGAUUCAUUAUAUUGAUUGAUCUGAAACAUUUCUGUAUCUGUAUAACAUGUUUGAUGAUCAUCAGACCAAAUGUGCUGUAUAUUUUUGAAACACUGUUUAUCUUUCAUGUUUUCACAUUUUAUUGAAACCUGAAUCUGAAUGGGGGUGCAAUCGUUGUUUGUGUGUUUAUAGCAGUCUGUAAGUCUCUAUGAAUGUUGGCAGUUCAUGAAUAUUGACAAACAUAUGGAUUUUAAGUAAAUGAGAGUUUAUAUUCCUUGGCUAUAUUCAAAAAUGCUCUCAAAUA